Durio zibethinus is the source of this 1492-nucleotide messenger RNA. RefSeq names its product inositol polyphosphate multikinase beta-like. Gene Ontology annotation, cellular component: cytoplasm; nucleus. Gene Ontology annotation, biological process: inositol phosphate biosynthetic process. NCBI's taxonomy places the organism in Eukaryota, Viridiplantae, Streptophyta, Magnoliopsida, Malvales, Malvaceae. The record is from RefSeq and is a predicted model, not a curated record. Gene Ontology annotation, molecular function: inositol-1,4,5-trisphosphate 3-kinase activity; inositol tetrakisphosphate kinase activity.
CCCUGCACCUUCACGCACUAGAUUACUUCAAAAAAUGGUUCAAAUCACCAUACCGACAACUGCCUGCAUCGCUCCAAUUUUCAUCUUGGAUUCUCUUUUAAACCUCCACCCCCCGCAUCGUAUUUCAACCUCUGCAAAAGCUCUAUCACUCUUUCAACUGUCAUCAGUUUCUACACCAUGCUUAAGGUUCCAAAGCAUCAGGUUGCAGGUCACCAAGCCAUUGAUGGAAAACUUGGCCCCCUCAUAGAUGAUUCAGGACGUUUCUACAAGCCUCUCCAGGAUGCUGAACGUGGCACCAAGGAGCUGACCUUCUAUAAAUCAUUCUCUUCCGAUACACAGGUUCCAGACCACAUCCGCAGAUUUUUUCCUGUUUUCUAUGGCAGUCAACUUUUGGAAGCAUCUGACGGUUCUGGCUUGCUCCCCCACCUUGUCUUGCAAGAUUUAACCUCAAAUUGCCUUAAUCCAUCUAUCAUGGAUGUUAAGAUUGGUUCCAGGACAUGGUACCCUGAAGCAUCUGACAACUACAUCCAAAAGUGCCUUGAGAAGGAUAGAAGAACCACAACCGUGUCCCUAGGUUUCAGAAUAGCUGGAUUGCGGAUAUAUGAGAGUAAGGAAUCGGGAUGCUGGAAGCCAGGAAAGAAGGAAGUCCAGAGUUUUACUGCUGAUAAUGUUAGAUCAGUUUUGAGAAAGUUUGUUUCAUCAAAUUCUUCUAUUGGUUCAAAUGUGAACCCAGAUUGUUCUUUUGCUUCUAUCGUAUAUGGUGGUUCUGCUGGGAUUUUGGAACAAUUAUUGGAGCUGAAAGAAUGGUUUGAGGAGCAAACUAUUUACCAUUUUCAUUCAUGUUCACUUCUUAUCUUGUUUGAUAGGGAAUCGGUUUUGAAAGGAAGGACUCCAGUUGCUGAAGUUAAACUCAUAGAUUUCGCUCAUGUUGUGGAAGGCAAAGGUGUUAUUGAUCAUAAUUUCCUGGGUGGACUCUGCUCCUUGAUAAAGUUUGUGUCUGAGGUUCUUUCCAAUUCGAAGGAAUCCUCAAUCAACACUUGUUUUCUGGAGUCUGAGAAGAAAUGAAUAUUUACUGAUGAUGGCAAUUGCCAAUAGAGUUAAAAAAAUAAAUACGCAUUUCCAGAGUUCUUAGCUACCUUUCUGCUGUGUCAGAUUGUUGCUUACUUCCAGGCAAAUUGAGAAGUAUUUUGAUUCUUUUGGGUUUGUAGCGAGAGAUUGUUAUUUCUGUUUCAAUAAAAAUUCAGUAAUGAAGAAAUCUUUCUCUGCAAUUGUAUCGUUUUUAUCAUAGUACUAGAGUUUCAAUUUGUUUCUCAUGGCAGAUGCAACAACAAUGCAUGCUUGCUCAUGCGUGAUCUAGGGAAUUGACAGUUAACAGUAAAGUGGCUUACGAUAAAACUUUCUCUCGUGGAAAGGCUUAAAACUGAUAGAUGCUUCACUGUCAAAUCAUGAGGGAAUUCUGUCAAAUCAUGCAACAAGAAUGCAUGCUUGAUCA